AUGUUUUCCGAAUUCUAGUAACGCCACAUUAAGCUCCUGUUGUUACAUAAUGACCGUAUCUUGAUCAAACAUCCGAUAGCCGAGUAUUCGAUUUUAAUUUUACGCAGAUCAUUUAGUAAUUUUGCAACUGCAGAUUGCCACCCAACACACAUAUUUCGAAAUGGCAAAGAUGUAUACUUUGUGUUUAGCAUUCGUGAUAGUGGCUUGCGUAAAAACUCAAGAAGUGGUUGAUCCUGCAAGCUCUGCCGAUGAAGACGACACCGUUAUCUUAACGGAAGAAGACAAUUUAACUAAUGAAAUAGUCACAGACCCCUUAGCUGUAAGUGAUGCGACAGAUCCUGCAAUUAUAGCGGAAACUACUCCAAGUACGGAUGAUGGUGAAAUAGGCGAAACGACUACAAGUCAAGAAAGUCAGCCGGAUGCUCCUGCGGAGGAUGACGAAACGACAAGUCCACAAAAUGUGCCAGACGUUGCUGGAGAGGAUGGUGAAAUUGAUGACGCGGCCAAUGAAGGAACUCUUCCAGAUCCUCCUGCUGCAGAUGACGAAGUAGCCUUAGCGGCAAACCCAGAAGCAUUGCCAGAUGUUCCUGGCGAGGAUGAAAACAUCGGUGACACAGAAAAUCCAGGAGCUGAGGAAGACGAAAUAAACGAGACAAGUCCGGAAAAUCUUCCGGAUCCUCCUGCUGAAGACACUGCCCCGCUGCCGACUGAGGAAGUCACAUCUGAAAAUCCUCCAACUACGCCUGCAGAUACUGCAGCUGCAACCUCGCCACCAUCUGACGCAAACUCUCCACAAACCCCAUCGGAACAAACAACUCCAGUUAUUCUUACGGAAAAUACCAUUCCAGACCGCCCAUUUCCCUCUAUCACCAUUUCUUUACCAACGUUCUGGCCUAGCACUGUCAUCAGCACUAACGGUUUGGAUACAACUCGUCCGGCAGACACACAUAUUUGCAAGGAAAACGAAAUUUACUCUUGUCUCCCAUUCUGCAUGAAAACUUGCAAUAAUCCAAUGUCGAAGUUUCUUUGCAGACCUGUGCCCAAUCACUUCCGCUUGUGCCGUCGAGGCUGCAUCUGCAAAGCGGGAUAUCUGUUGGAGCAUCCAAAUGGGCGAUGUGUUAACGAAUGUCCAACAAGGCAACUUUUUUAAGUGCACCAAUUAAUCAAAUUAUAACUAUUGGAGUAGAA
Molecule: messenger RNA, 1188 nt
Organism: Dendroctonus ponderosae (mountain pine beetle)
Lineage: Eukaryota; Metazoa; Arthropoda; Insecta; Coleoptera; Curculionidae
Product: proline-rich receptor-like protein kinase PERK12
Exons: 2
Coding region: 161-1150 (329 amino acids)
Source: RefSeq, a predicted model, not a curated record